This is a messenger RNA of Folsomia candida, 3040 nucleotides long. RefSeq names its product immune-associated nucleotide-binding protein 3-like. Gene Ontology annotation, molecular function: GTP binding. Lineage: Eukaryota; Metazoa; Arthropoda; Collembola; Entomobryomorpha; Isotomidae. Bases 138 to 617 code for a protein of 159 amino acids. The transcript has 4 exons. The record is from RefSeq and is a predicted model, not a curated record.
UCUCACCGCACCACACUAAACAUUUUAGCUGAAUAAAACAACAUUAGAGAAAUUAUAAAAUCCAGGAUUAAAUAAAUUAUACAUAUUUGGAUUUCUUUUCUGCGUAAGCACACUUGGAAACAUGGGCAGAGAAAACAAUGUCGUACUAUUUGGAGAAUCUGCCUUUUAAUUAUUCAGGAAGUGGUAAAAGUUCCACUGUUAAUCUACUCCUUGGCCAAGAAGCUGCCAAAGUUUCGGAUCGUGCAGUGGGAUGCACAUUUAAGUUUGAGAAGUAUGCAACAGAGAAUUAUAAUCUAUUCGACACUGUUGGCCUUUCAGAAGGAAGCAGGGGAACAAUGAGCCAAACCUCUGCGGUCAAGCAGCUGAUCACCUUGCUAAAAUCCUUGGAGGGUGGAGUCUCACUUUUGGUCUUUGUCAUGGAAAAUGGAAAAAUUACAAAGAGUCUUGACGAAAAUUACAAACUAUUUGUGGAGGCAAUCUGCAUGAAAAAAGUGCCAAGUCUUCUUCUCGAGAAGAAGACUUUGAAGAAGACAAUGCGUUACGAGAAUUCUCGUAACGCAUUGCGAGAUGGACGCCGAGCCUGGAAAGUGGUGGGACGUGAACAAACAACAUUUUGACAAAUAUGGAAUGGAGUUCUCCUCAGUUAUCAGCGGAUGUUCCAUGAAUCCAGCCACGGCUCCGGGGAUCAUGCAACUCAUAAUCAAAUCACUAAAUGAACAAACGGUGGCACAGCUGCAUGACGCCAUAAUUUCGAAAAUGCUUAUUCCAGGAUGGAAAGUGGAAGGUGGUUGGGGAACUUGGUUUCAGAAUAUUUUCAUGAAAGUUAUAGGAAUAAUUUGUUCCUUUUUUUGGCUUCAAUUUCUUUUUUGGUAGAGAACCCUGUUUUGAGGUAAGGCUAUUUGAGUACUUCCAACGACUCGGGUAUGAUGACCUUGUCUCGGGGCAAAUGGCUAAGGAAAUUUCAAAUGCAAUGUGAUGGAAUAUUUGAAAUAUAAAUAUUCGAAAUAUGUAAUUUACGCUUUGUCUCAAAUGUAAGAGAUGAAAAUUGAAAAUGCUCUUAUUUUGUGACGUACGUGUCCUCAGUCUUGAGGGUUGGGUAUAUUAUAGAUAAUUUAUUGUCACAUGUCUCCACAAAGUUUCAUUCAAAUUCGGCUUCAACUUUCUGUGAUUUUAAUAUUUUUCCAAAAUUAGUCAAAUUUUACUGUCUCAAAACUAAGAGAUAGGGCGUUUUUUAAUUAAUUUAAUAUUAAUUCCUAAUUGAAUCCUGACCAAUAAGCUGUUUUUAAUAUUUGGUGAAACCUCCCUGGAUUAAAAUUAACUCAAAUAUCCGUCGUUUCAUUGAAUCAUUCAAAUUCUGCAGAGUUUCCAAUGGGAUGUUUGCCCAUUCUUCGUGAAUUUGGCGUUCCAGUUCUUGUUUGGUCCGAUACUGACGUCCGUGUGAAUAUACUCCACGCGAAAGUUCGGCCCACAGAUUCUCCUUUGGAUUGAGAUCGGGACUUCUUGCUGGCCAGGGCAAAGUCCGAACGUUUUUCCUCGCUAGAAAGUCCAUUGUGGAGCGAGAAGCGUGAAUUGAAGCAUUGUCUUGCUGGAAAAUCCACCCUCUCCCUCCAAUUUUUGGACCUUCUCGAAUGAGAUUUGCCUUGAGGACUUCUUGGUAGCCUAGGGAAUCUGUUCUUGGUGGAAUGGACGCAAGUUCAGUCUUUCCAUUGUACCCAAAUCCUCCCCAAAGCAUUACAGACCCACCCCCUAUUAAUAAGCCAAUCAAAGAUUUUUAUACUUAAUGAUGAAGUAGUUUAUUGUAAAAAUAACUGGUCUAAAAUGGUUUCUGACAUACCUGCUUGUCGUUUGGAAAAGAUUUCUGGUUCCUUCUUGAGAUGGUGCCAGUAAUACGAGUAACCAUCCGGUCCGUCCAGAUUAAACUUUUUUUCGUCCGUGAAAAUGACCUUUUGCCACUCUUUGUCCCAUGACAUGUGUUUCCUGGCGAAUUCCAGCCUUGCGCCCUUGUGGCGUUGGGUCAGGGGAGGCUGCGUAAGCUUUUUCCUCCACUCCAAGCCGGUAUUAUUGGUCAGGGAUCUAUGCACGGUGUGUUUUGAGACGGUAAACGGCAGUUCCCUUUGAAUUUCUCUGAUAGAGUACUGCCCUGUUGCGGCAAGUUUGCUAAUUUGUCGCUCGUCCCGAGGUGUCAAAAUCUUAGGGCGACCAUAGGAAGUGGUUUCAAGGCCUUGGUGGGUCUUUGAAUUAAGAUAAUUCGAGAUUGCACUUUGCGAACACCCGAGAAAUUGAGAAAUUCUCGAUUGAGACGCCCCUUGCUUAUGCAGAAGGUCGAUCUGCCCCAACUGGUAGUCGGAAAGAGGUUUCCCGGUUGGCAUCUUGACCAAUACUCAUUUCAAGUCGAGAACUGGCCAGGUGGCUAAGUGAUUAAUUGAUUAAAUUUCCCAAAAACGCCCUAUCUCUUACUUUUGAGACAGUCCAAUUUGACUAAUUUUGGGAAAAUGUUAAAAUCUCGGAAAGUUGUAGCCUAGUUUGAAUGAAACUUUGUGGAGCCAUGUGGCACUAAAUUACCUAUAAUAUUACAAAAUAUCAUGACCCACGAGUAACAUAUCACAGAAUGAGAGCAUUUUCAAUUUCUAUCUCUUACAUUUGAGACAGAGUAUAAUAUUUGAAGUAUUUUUGGCAAUACAAAUUUGAUAUUUUCCGCUUCAAAAUCCGUCCUAAACAUUCUUGCCAUUUGUAAGAAUAUUUCUACAUGUAUAAUCUCUUAUCAACUCGUUAAGAUUAAAUAUAUAACAUAAUUAUCCGUACCAAUUAAAUACAUACAUAUGUACACAAAUAUGUGUUCCUACAUUAAAUGGCAAAACUAAAUUGUACUUGACCCUUGUGCGAGGUAAAACAGGGGUCACCAUUACUGGAUUGUACAUACAGAUAUUUUUUGCCAGUUAAUAAAUUCGGGUUAAUUCUGAAUAAAUCAUAAGUACUCAAAUUUCUUAAAAUUCGCCAAAAAUAAAUGGAUUUGGAGUAAAGCUCCAACAUACAUACAUGG